This is a messenger RNA of Oncorhynchus nerka (sockeye salmon), 2123 nucleotides long. Its product is annotated as X-linked interleukin-1 receptor accessory protein-like 2. The record is from RefSeq and is a predicted model, not a curated record. Gene Ontology annotation, biological process: signal transduction. Bases 13 to 2079 code for a protein of 688 amino acids. The transcript is spliced from 10 exons. NCBI's taxonomy places the organism in Eukaryota, Metazoa, Chordata, Actinopteri, Salmoniformes, Salmonidae.
AAAGUGUGAAAGAUGAAGCCCUCAGCCUUCAUGUUCCUCCUUAUCAGCUCAGCCGCCUGCAUCAAUCUCAAAUACAUCUCCAAGAGGAACUCGGUGGAUGGCUGCAUUGAUUGGUCGGUGGACCUGAAGAGGUACCGGGUCCUAGCAGGGGAACCAGUGAGGGUGAAGUGCGCCCUGUUCUACAGCUACAUCAGGACCAACUACUCCAUGGCCCAGAGCGCCAAGCUCCGGCUCAUCUGGUACAAAAACAAAGGGGACUCGGAGGAGCCUAUCAUCUUCUCGGGCCAUCGGCUCAGCAAGGAGGAUGACUCCAUCUGGUUCCGCUCAGCCGAGCUGGAGGACAACGGCUUCUACACCUGUGUCCUGAGAAACUCCACCUACUGCAUGAAGGUGUCCAUGUCCUUGGCGGUGGAGGAGAACGACGAGGGCCUGUGCUUCAACAGUAAAAUACGCCACCUGGAGAAAGCCGAGAUCACUAAAAGCAAGAUGAUCAACUGCCCCGACAUCGAGGAUUACCUCGCCCCUUACAAGCAGCCCCAGAUGACCUGGUAUAAGGAGUGUGAGAAGAAGACAUGGCGGAGCUCCAUCAUGGUGAACACCACCAACAUCUGGUUCCCUGAGGUGCAGGAGGACGACGGGGGGAACUACACCUGUGAGCUCAAGUAUGGCAGCCGGGUGGUGAGAAGGACCACAGAGCUCAAAGUCACAGCUCUCCUCACAACCAGACCCCCGAAGGUCCUGUUCCCCACUGAGAGACAGGCCAGUGUUAUAGAUGUCCAACCGGGUAUGCCCCUCAGUCUGGACUGUAAGGCCUUCUUCGGCUACAGCGGGGAGUCCAGACCUAUCAUCUACUGGAUGAAAGGGGAGAAGUUUGUGGAGGAGCUGGCAGGCCACAUUAAAGAGAGUGAAGUCAGGGUUUUGAAGGAGUAUCUAGGGGAGAAAGAGGUGGAGCUGUCCCUAACCUUUGAUGCGGUGGAGGAGACGGACCUGGGCAACUACACCUGCUUUGUGGAGAACCAUAUCGGGCGGAGGAGUGGCAGCGCCAUCCUGCAGAAGAAAGACAUGUACAGGCUAGAGCUGGCUGGUGGACUAGGGGCCAUCCUGCUUCUUCUGGGCUUCUUCACGGCCAUCUACAAGUGCUACAAUGUGGAGAUCAUGCUCUGCUACCGGAGGCACUUUGGGAGCGACGAGACAGAGGACGACAACAAGGAGUAUGAUGCAUAUUUGUCCUACACCAAAGUGGAGCUGGAUUCGAUGAACAGGGGCUCCAGUGAAGAGGAGCAGUUUGCUCUGGAGAUCCUCCCAGAUGUUCUGGAGAAACACUACGGAUACAAGCUCUUCAUCCCCGACCGGGACCUCAUCCCUAGCAGUCACAGCAUCUACAUCGAGGACCUGGCGCGAAGUGUGGAGCAAAGCAGGCGGCUGAUCAUCGUGUUGACUCCUGAGUUUGUGGCCAAGCGUGGCUGGAGCAUCUUCCAGCUGGAGACACGGCUCCACAGCAUGCUGGUGACAGGGGAGAUCAAGGUCAUUAUGAUUGAGUGUGCUGACCUCAAGAGCGUCAUCAACUACCAAGAGGUGGAGGCCCUGAAGAACACCAUUAAAGUGCUUACCAUCAUCAAGUGGAGGGGCCCUAAGAGCAACGAGCUCAAGUCCAAGUUUUGGAAGCAGGUGAUUUACGAGAUGCCGGUAAAGAGGAAGGAGAUGCUGUCUCGCCGGCAGGUGCUUGACUCCGGAGAGCAGGGCCUGUUCGGCGACCUGCAGACGGUCUCCACCAUCGCCAUGACGACCACGUCUGCCUCGCUGGCACCCGCCCACCAUGCCGAGAUCCCAGACUUUAACCAGGCCGGCCACCCCCAGAUGAGACACUACUGCACCCGUAGUUACGAGUAUAAGAUGCCCGGUUCCCCCUUGCAGAUAGCCACCUUGAGUAACCGUCACAUGUACUGCAAUAUCCCCAUGACGCUGCUCAACGGACAGGUGACUCAGAACAACACGAUGGGAAAGAGCAAGCAGGAGAUCCACUUGAACAGCACAUUCGUCCCUCUAUCUGGAAGGGAACUCACAAGUGAUAUCUGGUAGACUGAUAUUCAGCAACUGGCUUGAUGGCAACAUUUUUAUUUAUU